CAAAUGAAAACAAUUUUGUACUAUAGCUUCAUCAAGGACACAACCGUCUGUCAAAGACAGAACCGUCUGUCUAAAGCAUAAAGGGGUGUUUGCUAAAUUUAGUAAUGGCCGCUCAGUUGCACUCAAUCAUGGAAUCCAGAGGGUUAUUCCUGGCGCUGUUUUUAGGCAGUUUACUCUCCCAAGUUUUGCUCGUCUAUUCUGCUGACCAGCAGUAUCAGCCCAACUGGAAAUCUUUAGAUUCAAGACCCCUUCCUGCCUGGUAUGAUGAAUCUAAAUUCGGCAUUUUCAUGCACUGGGGCCUCUACUCCGUGCCAAGUUUCGGUUCGGCCCGGUUCUGGCAAUACUGGAAAAACAACGUGACUGCUUAUGUGAAUUUCAUGAAGCAGAAUUAUCCUCCGGAUUUCACGUACGCCGAUUUCGCCAAGUCAUUCCGAGCUGAACUCUUUGAUGCAGACAAGUUUGCAGAGAUCGUCGAAGCUUCAGGGGCGCGUUACUUUGUGCUCACCAGUAAACAUCAUGAGGGGUAUGCAAUGUGGCCGUCUAAGUAUUCAUGGAACUGGAACUCGAUGGAUGUGGGUCCGAAGAGAGAUCUGGUUGGGGAGAUGGCGACUGCCAUCCGUAAACGCACGACUCAAAUCCACUUCGGGCUGUAUCACUCCCUCUUCGCGUUUUACCAUCCUCUGUAUCUACAAGACGUGGCAAAUAAGUUAACGACACGAUUGUACCCCGAACAGAUCUCAACACCGAUGUUACACGAGCUUGUGAACAACUAUGAGCCUGAUCUCAUCUGGUCCGAUGGAUUUCAGGUGAUCACAGGCUGGGAGUACUGGAACAGCACUGGGUUCCUAGCAUGGCUUUACAACAACAGCCCAAUCAAAGACAAGGUGGUUGUUAACGAUCGCUGGGGAGAUGGAACUGUCUGCAAACACGGCGGGUUCUACACUUGUGGAGAUCGCUACAACCCCGGCACCUUGAAGAAACACAAGUGGGAGAAUGCGAUGACGGUGGACAAGGGAUCUUGGGGCUAUCGUCGAAACGUCCAUCUCUCCGACUUCUUAAGCACACAACAACUGCUUCAUUCAAUGGCCAAGACAAUAAGCUGUGGAGGAAACAUGCUCUUAAAUGUCGGACCAACUCAUGAUGGGCGGAUCAUCCCAAUCUUUGAGGAGCGUCUGCGGCAAGUCGGCUCUUGGUUGAAAGUAAAUGGGGAGGCCAUCUACAAGUCCAAACCAUGGCGUGCACAGAACGACACCAACACCACUGACAUAUGGUACACCUCUCAACUGAAUGGGUCUCUCGUAGAGUCGGUCUAUGCUAUAGUUCUUGAAUGGCCAGUGGACAACCGUCUGUUUCUUGGAGCACCGAUUCCGAAUAAACUGAGUACGGUAUCGAUGCUUGGAGUGAAGACCCAACUGCAGUGGAAGGUGGGGCCCAAGGGUGUUGGAAUGAACAUAACUUUUCCUGUGCUGAAUCCAACUCAGAUGCCAUGCCAGUGGGCAUGGGUCUUAAAGUUACAGAAAGUCAAAUGAGAAAAUUCCUGGAAAAUCUUGACUGAAUAGCGUUGAACUUAUUCAAUCUUCUAUUAGCAUUGUGACACUGCAUCAGAUGUAGGCCUAAAUGUCUUUUUCGUACUUAAGAGAAUAUGUCUUGAAAUUGGUUGACUUUAAAAACUAUUCUUUCUUUUAUACAAAGCUAGAUUUUUGUAGUGGUGUGCAUUCUUUAUGGUUAAAAUUUCCGAGCCCCCUCUUUUCAAAGUCACGGCUUCAGUUUGGGCUCCAUAGGUACCAUUUGAAAAACUUUUUGGGGGUAUUUUUCUUCAGGUGCGCGGGUCUGCAUGACCCCAAACAAUAUGAUACUCUCUUUUGCAUCAGUUUCAUUCAGCUGAUGUUAAAGGGGCACACCGGCUGAAUUGGGCUAUUUUGGGCUAGAAAAUAAACUAAGAUAUGACUUCAGAUGUCUUCCAGGAUUGGAGAAGAGCAGUCCCUAACAAAAAAAUCAUCAAAUUUAUUCGGUUUUGAACAUUUAAAAAAAAAAACCGUGUAGAGUCGCGUGAUAGUUUGUUCCAAAAAGUGGUUAGACUAAUCACGUGACCUUCCGAGUUAGUUUUACUUCCAGCCGUAUAAAAGCUAAUUCGCUGAACCAUUUUAAAUACUUUUGUUUACAACUAUUCAUGAGUAUAUGACAAAAAAGGCUACGUAUUAAGAUUAUGGAUACAAAUCGUUAAUAAUGGUCAAAAAUCGAACGUAAGAUGAACAUUCCUAGGGACAAAAACGCUCAGAAGGGGAGUGGGCGACAAAAUCGCCUAAGUCACCUAUUACUAUAAUAUGUGUAUGCCGUUGUUUUGAAAAUGGCCGUGGCAUAAAUUUGAAUAUAAAUAUUUUGAGCAAUCCAAUUUUGGUUAGAAAAACUAAGUAGGGCUAAAUACUAUAGAUGGAAUGCACAUAGUGUCAUCUACUGCUAUGAUGAUAAACAAUGGAAAAGUGCACGCGUCUACACUCUUUUGCACAACUCUCAGCCAAUGAUUCCUAUUCGUGAACGCGUGCACGUUUCAUCGAAGAUGGUGGGCAAUGACGUCGUGUAGUGCAAUCCAUGUAUACAUCCUUGGUAAUCACAAAUAGGUGAUUGCCUCAGUUUCUAACAUGCAAUCUUUAGACCGCAAUGUUAGUAUUUUUGUAAUUUUUCUUGUACAUACCCUUAAGGCACUGCACACUUGCUAGUUGUCAAAGACCAGUUUUCUAAUGUUGGUGUUAAUACUCAUACAUUCAUAGAAUAUCAAACCUGUGAAAGUUUGUGCUAACUUGGUCAUAAAAUAUGCAAGAAAACAAAUGUUCUUUCAGUUGUCUGAAUAAAAGGCUUCAUGCCUGAUUUUUUUCAACCUA
Molecule: messenger RNA, 2879 nt
Organism: Asterias rubens (European starfish)
Lineage: Eukaryota; Metazoa; Echinodermata; Asteroidea; Forcipulatida; Asteriidae
Product: alpha-L-fucosidase-like
Exons: 1
Coding region: 105-1529 (474 amino acids)
Biological process (GO): fucose metabolic process; glycoside catabolic process
Cellular component (GO): lysosome
Molecular function (GO): alpha-L-fucosidase activity
Source: RefSeq, a predicted model, not a curated record